This is a messenger RNA of Closterium sp. NIES-65, 762 nucleotides long. Lineage: Eukaryota; Viridiplantae; Streptophyta; Zygnematophyceae; Desmidiales; Closteriaceae. The record is from the annotation of a GenBank genome assembly.
AUGGAUAUCAACGUGACUAGUAGCAGCAAUGACAUACAAAAUGACGUCAGCGGUGACGCUGGGGAUGACGACAGAAUCCCGCUGGACCCGCUAUUGCCCCAUCUCCGCCUCCCCGCUUCCCUCGUCACCCCAUCGCGCUUCCCCGCGCGCGCUACUAUUUCCCCGUGCGCGCUACCCUAUUCGCUCUCCAGCGACCAAUGCGGCAUCCCCACUUGUCCCCGCCCGGACCCGCCCUGCCUUGACUGCCGGGGCAGUGGGCGAGUGGAGUGCACCCGCUGCUACGGCCGAGAUGAGGUUGCUGGGGACGAUGUGAUGUGGGAUGGGUGGAUGGAGUGGUGGGCGCAGCUGGGCAGUGGGCGAAGGGGGGGCGAGGGGGCACCCCAUCCCAUGGUGGAGGGGCCUGUGUGCUGCGGGGGUGAGGGGAAGUGGGGGAGGGAUGGGGGCGUGGUGGAUAGGGGGGGUGGGGGAAGAGGGGAGGAGGAGGGGAGGGGGGAGGUUAGCAUGGAUAAGAGAGGAAGAAGAUUGAUGGGAAGCACUAGUAUGAUAGUUGUGUGGGGCAGGAGCGGGUGGAUUGAGGAGACUCUUAUAAGAGCGGAGGGAAGGAAAGGAAUGGGAUGGCGAGGGAGUGCUGCAACGCAUGGGGCACAUGAGGUGCGCAGAGGAGGUGGGCAGACGAGGUGGGCAGUGGAUCUAGGGGCGUUUGGGAAGAGUGGCAGGGACGGGGGGAGAGAGGGGCGUGGAGGAGGAGGGGCGGGUGUAUGA